CCGAAACCAGCUCACACUGUCCGCCACAGCUAGAAGAGGAAAAAAAACACUGAAACCAGCUCAGAGUUUGUUAUUUAACAGCUGUCGUGAAUUUGUGUAUUUGUGCAUUAUUCAAAGCGUCGCUGCGCAUCACGGAGCUAAUUAGGAUUUCAGUAUAAAUAAGGCCGCAGACGGGACAGCUCGGCCUGUCCUGAAGAGAGCUGAAGGUAUAUAGAGGUUAUAACCCGUCACAGAGCUCCAGCUGCUCCACCAUGCACACACUGUGAGCUGCUCCACGGAUGGGACGCUGCUCGCUCCGGACCCACGGACACGUUUCUCUGGCGCACAAAGUAUCUGGCUUAAAGAUCCACCUUGGAGAUUUGAUGCUUUCUUUAUUUGCGGAGACUUUUUUAAAUGGCCCAACCUCGACAGACUGCUCUUUCUACCUUGGUGGGACGGUGAAGGCGUCUUUUUAAAUCUUUUUAAUGUUUUUUACCACCAUCCUGCAGCUCCAGCGGAGAACCACAUCUCUUCCCCGGGUUGUUUUGCUUUCCAAGCGGGGGAAGGCGAAGUGUUUGUGGGGUUUGAUUUUCUCCUGUGGUGUCUGUGUGGAGCGUGCCACACACCCACUCCACAACAACGACGGCUUUUGCUUGCAUCUUCCAGUGUUUCUUCUGUCAGCAAGUCCAGCAGAGCUGCAACUCUUCCAGUGCCAGCCCUGACACCAGCGAGGAGCCCUGCCCCACUGACAUGGUGAAGAUGACCAAGUCUAAAACGUUCCAGGCUUACCUGCCGAGCUGCCACCGCACCUACAGCUGCAUCCACUGCCGGGCGCACCUGGCCAACCACGACGAGCUCAUCUCAAAGUCAUUUCAAGGCAGUCAAGGAAGAGCCUAUCUGUUUAAUUCAGUGGUAAAUGUCGGCUGCGGGCCAGCUGAGGAGCGGGUUCUCCUCACAGGUUUACAUGCUGUGGCUGAUAUCUACUGUGAAAACUGUAAAACCACCCUGGGCUGGAAAUAUGAACACGCGUUUGAGAGCAGUCAAAAGUACAAAGAGGGAAAGUUCAUCAUCGAGCUGGCUCACAUGAUCAAAGACAACGGAUGGGAGUGACGCUGCUCCUUUCUUUUUUCAGACCUUGGAAUGAUCUUUAUUGAACUGCGUGGAGCGACGACCAUCCACCACCCUUCCCUCCCCGA
Messenger RNA from Centropristis striata (black sea bass), 1175 nucleotides. RefSeq names its product protein yippee-like 1. The record is from RefSeq and is a predicted model, not a curated record. NCBI's taxonomy places the organism in Eukaryota, Metazoa, Chordata, Actinopteri, Perciformes, Serranidae. The coding region runs from base 730 to 1089 and encodes 119 amino acids. The transcript is spliced from 5 exons.